Molecule: messenger RNA, 4484 nt
Organism: Leptopilina boulardi
Lineage: Eukaryota; Metazoa; Arthropoda; Insecta; Hymenoptera; Figitidae
Exons: 9
Coding region: 913-3159 (748 amino acids)
Biological process (GO): peptidyl-threonine phosphorylation; peptidyl-serine phosphorylation
Molecular function (GO): ATP binding; protein serine/threonine kinase activity
Source: RefSeq, a predicted model, not a curated record
AAUUGGUUGCGCCUAAAAACUGAUGACUUAUGUGAGUUGCGUUAAAAUUUUGUUAGACACAUGUUGAACUGGCGCACUCAUCUCUUUGGUGACUGGGGGCCUCAUAUGAAAAAGAAGAAGAAGAAGAAAUAAAGAACAAGAAGAAGAAGACGAAGAAACGUCGUCGUCGUCGACGUCGGGGCAAAUCGGUCAAGCCGGCUCGACGCCAAAAUCAGCUCAGUUGCUUUCCGGUCGGUUUUAUAAAUACUGCAGACAGCAAGAGAGUGCACCGAACACUGUCGACGUGAAAAGUCGUAUUAGUUCUUUUGGAUAAAAACAUUUGAAAAUCAACGUUAAUUAAAACAAGAAAGAAAAAUAUGGAUAAUUCUUCUUUAUUUGAUUUUAAAAUAAAAUUUCCAUUUGGCAAAUUUAUUUUAUACAUUUGACUCGAUCAUUAAUUUUGAUUCAAUGUAUAAAUAUGUUAUUCACGUCCAAAUGUGAUAUUUUUGUGCGUUGAGAAAGCAUGGAUAAUAAAUGUGAAGAAAUGUAUCAACAAGUGAAGAAUACAAAAGAAAUCAUGCAGUCAAUAGAAAAAAUGCGUGCUUCUCGAAAGAAAAAUGGACUUGAAUCUACGAAAUGUGCAAUAAUUUGGGAUACGACAUAAUUCGAAUUUUUAUUUAAUUGUGAAUAUAUACUUUUAUAUAUAUAUAUAAAUUGAAUUAUAUAGAAAAUUGUUUGAAAAAUAUAUUGGCAAGGUGCCAACUUUUAUCGAGGAAACCACAUAACUGACACCUGGUGCGGAUUCGUCACAAUGAAAUUUGACACACAGUUCAAACUAAGUAUCAGGAUGUAGUGCCUCGUGAAUUACAGCACUCGAGUGUAAAAUUACGUUGAUUCAUAAAGCGGAAGUGCAAGUGUAGUGGAAAAGUAAGGAUGAGUCUGACCAAGAAGGCCAUAGGGGGAUCCAUUCACAGGAUACGAGAAUUUGAAUUGGAAAAGGUAAAUUUAGCUGAUGAAUUUGACAUUCUUCAAAUUGUGGGUGAAGGUUGGUUUGGAAAGAUUUUAUUGACUGAUCAUCGUAGUACUCAAACGGAAAUGGUUUUAAAAGCAUUACCAAAGGCUUAUACAAGUAUUUCCGAUUUUUUUCGAGAAUUUCAUUAUGGACUUCAUCUAUCGGCACAUAGAAAUAUUAUCACCACUUAUGAUAUUGCAUUCGAAACGGCUGGUUUUUAUGUCUUCAGUCAAGAAUAUGCACCACUUGGGGAUCUUACGUCAAACGUGACGGAAACUGGUCUUGGGGAAUUACAUGCUAAAAGAGUAGCGAGACAAUUGGCUGCUGCAGUUCAUCAUAUUCACUGUAGAGAAUUGGUCCAUCGGGAUAUUAAACUCGACAAUAUACUUAUUUUUAAGAGUGACUUUUCCAGAAUUAAACUUUGCGAUUUCGGCGAAACACGACGAGGAAAUACAGUUGUUCGUAGACAUAACGAAUGGUUGCCUUAUUCACCACCGGAAGUGUUGCAGUUGGACACUGACGAAACAUACAGAGCACUUACGGCUCAUGAUGUUUGGCAAUUUGGCAUAGUACUUUUCGUUUGUUUGACUGGUUGUCUUCCAUGGCAGAAAGCGGCAACUGACGAUCCUAGAUAUACUAGAUACUUAAACUGGCAUUCAGCUACUCUUAAUAUUGCCAAGAAACCAAAAUUGUUUCAACUAAUUAGUUCGCGAGCGCAAAGACUUUUCAAAAGACUGUUAGACCCUAAGUUGGAAAAACGACCUAUUAGUGUGCUUGAAGUCAAUAAGUACGUGGAAGAUAGAUGGUUAGCGAAAUUAGGAGCAGAAAAAGCUUUAAACGGUGGUGCAGACGAAAGAGAUGAAUUAUGUCCCUCGAUGUACAGUUUUCACAGUUCUCUUGAAGAAAAAAAUCAACUUCUUUACACACUAACGCGAUAUGGAAUUGAGACGACAGUUGAUCGUUCAAAAAAGAAGGACAGAAUUCGUGAAUGGAUUCAAUCAAGUGCAAUAGUCGAGGAAAAUGAAGAUGAAUCUGAACUCGAAGAUUUCGAUGAGAACGAUGAGGAUGAAGAAAUUGAAAAAGAAGAGGAAAAUAUGAAAGGAAGACAUUUUCCCGAAAGACGUUUAAGUGUCGAUAAAAAUAUGAGAAAAAACAAUAAAGUAACAGUAAAAAAUCAACAGAUUAUAAGAAAAAAUGGCAAUGAUAUAAAUCAAAAAAUUCGUAUCAAUCGAAAUGAAUUAUUAAAUAAAAAUAAUUAUUUAAUUUCAUUAUCGAAACCAAUUGAGAGAAAAAUUCCAUUUGCCCCUCAAGUUGCUGAAGAGAGAAAAAUUGUCGCUAAAUUUGCAAGUUUCCCCAAUGGAGAUCCCACAUUGGCCUAUCAAGGGAAUGGGGUCGAUUCAACUAUUGAUACGACGAGACUCGCCGGAAGUCAGUCGCCAAUAAAUAAAUCGAACUCCGAGUUCAGCGAUUUAACUAUCUCCAAUGUCAAAGGUUAUCCAUUUAAUAAUGAGCAAUUGAGGAAAAUUGCCACUGACUCGUCGAGUAGCAGCGAUAAGGAAACAAUUAGUCAUUCUCAAUUUAAUGAAGCAGUGGUCAGUCAUCAUGAGCCAAGCGGAACUUCAAGCGAGGCUUCCGGCUCUAUUCGUGGUCCAAGUUUAGAGUCGUCGACUUCGAGUCCAGCAGUUGAAGAAGCGAUUAUUGAACAUCCUAUAUCUAGAAGUCCUCAGGCGCCAGUCAGAAAGCAUCGUUCGCAAACGGCUCCAUUUCCGGCGCCAGUUUCUCAUCUCGAUGGAAGUCGAAUCGAAUCAUUGCCAGCGAGACGAACACGAUCUGCAACGGUUCUACAAAUCGCUGCUGAUCAAAAAUUAAAUGGAAAAUCACAGUCAAUGCAAAAAAAAUCAUCAAACACUCAUCUUACAAUGACUGCAACUUCACAACUUGUUCUACAGAGUUUUAAUGCUAUGCAACAUUUAAAUCAGACACCCAAGGCAAUAAAGUCCAAUAGCAAUGAAAGAAGUUUGAAUCGUGAAAAGUCGAGUGUAACUUAUGGAAAAGACGCUUAUGAACAUUAUGGAAUUGCGCAAGGUGCUAUUGCAAAAUCAGAUAUCAAAAGAGGAGGUGGAGGAGGUUCAAAUAGUGGAAGUGGAAGUAGAUCAGUUAGUAAUUGAAUAAUUCAAGUGAUUUAUUAUAUAGAAAAUUUCCAAAAUGAGAAAAAUUUUUAUUGAUUUUCCAUAGAUUUUCAUAUUGUUUUGAGAGUGAAAUAAAUAUUGUUGUUUUGAUUUUUUUCAAUUCUUUUGUUUUUGUCUAUAUUUAAUUUUAUUGAUUAGUUUUUAAUAGUUAUAAAAAAUUUAUGCUGAAUUCUUGAUAUAAUUUUGAAAUUAAUUUAUAAUUUUCUACUUGAUGAAUUGUGUAAUCAUAAUAUACAUAUAUAUAAUACUAUAUAUGUAUAUGUAAAUGGACUCUAGACAUUAAUAUAUAAAUAAUACUGGAACAAAAAAUUUUUUUUUGACUGAGAAAAUCAAUUAUAUGAUUUUUUAAAUUAAUUUUCAUACUUGGCUUUAAUUAGUUCUUCACGAUAGAACAAAGUUUAUUGACUCUAUUUAAAGAUAAAAUGGUAAUAGUUUAUAGUUUUAUAUUACUGAGUAGAAAAUGAAAACAAAACUUUUUUUGGGAAUAAGAGAGAGAUAGAGGGAGACAGAGAGAGCACAAAUAAUUUAGUGAAAAAAGUGCAAAUUUAAUAUUUAGGUGGGACAAAAUUUUUGUGCUUCGUGAAAUAUUAAGUAGAAAAAGAAGCUGGAAGACAGACUGUAAAUAUUCAUUCGUUUAAAAGUUUAAAAAAUAUUCGUUGUAGAAAAAAUUGUCUGUAUUUAACCAAGUUUUGAAUUUUAUAUGUAAAGAAAAGUUUGGGUUUUUUUUUAUAAUUUCUCAAUAAAGAAGAUCCCAUUGAAAGUUUGGUUUUUAUAGAUAGUCAAAUCAAAAAAAAAAAUUGUAUAUAUAAAAUAAAUAUUUCCAUAAGAAAUUUUUUAUGGGAAAAAAAAUUAUAAACCAAGAGUAUUAUGUAAAAUUAUUAUAAAAAUUAUUUAUAAUUAAAAUAUGUAAUAUAAUAUUUUGUUGUAUAUGAUAUAUUAGGAUAUUAGUUUAUAUUAGUGGAUAUAUUAUAUUAUAUUGUUAAGAAAAAUAAAAAGAUUUUUAUUUGAAAUAGCUUAAAUAUUUAUUGCAAUAAAUAUUAUAACUUAAUAUCACUUAUUUAUCACUUCUUUAAAGUAUAGAAAUAUAGUUAUUUACAAUAAAUCUAUUGCUUUUUAUAAUUUUAUAGCUGUGAAUGUUUAAGCUGUUUCACAGUUUAUGGAUGAAUCAGAUAGACAGACAAAACAAAAGUUAGUUCAAAUUUCAAAUUUUUUUUUAAAUUUAAAACUGUAAUUGUCUACUUUUAACAAUGUAAAUAGGGACCCAUGAUAAUAAUAAUAAUAAUAAUCUAUUUAAAAAUCAUUAA